AUGGCGGCGGGCAAUCCUCACGCGCCGACGAACCCGAGCGGCCUGCGCCAGAGCAUCACAGCCGGAUCGUACGGAUCCAUCGACUCGGGCUUGUCCUCCUCCCCCGACCAGCCCGGUACCGGCUACUUUGACCGGAGACACUCGGCCGGCCCGAGCCGCCCAAACCCCACCGAAGCGACCUCCCUCCUCGACUCGGCCCUCGACUUCAGGGAACACGAACAUGUCCACGACGGCCCCUGCGACCACGGCACCUUCUCCCCUCGCCCGACAAGCCCCCGGUCGUUCCUCGGUGGCAGUGGCAGUGCCAGAGACGGCGACAGCGCAGCUCAAUCCGAAAGCGAAGCCGAGCCGGCAACGGGUGGUGCUUCCGCCCCGGCAGAGGGGCAAAACAAUGCACCACGGCAGCGCAGGCCAAAAACAUGGGCGGCGAGGAUGCGCAGCAAAAAGAUGAGCACGAGUAGGGAUCUUGCUGAGCGGCACGGCAUCCGGGACAAUGCGCUCAUGUACAUGUCGUAUUACAUGCCUGUGCUGGUCUGGGCCAGGGAGUACAGCUGGAGCUACUUCAAGGGCGACUUUGUGGCCGCGCUGACGGUGGCGGGCAUGUACGUCCCCAUGGCGCUGUCGCUGGCGGACAAUCUGGCCCAUGUCCCGCCCAUCAAUGGGUUGUAUUCGUUUGUUUUCAACCCGUUCAUAUACGCGCUUUUGGGGAGCUGUCCGGCGAUGGUUAUCGGGCCCGAGGCCGCGGGGUCGCUGCUUGUGGGGACGGUGAUCAAGGGGAGCGUGGAUAAGGGGGAGGGAGGGGACAAUGAUGCGAUUUUGCAUGCGAGGAUUUGUGGCAUUGUGGCCGGGCUGGCGGGGGCGAUGGUGCUGAUUGCCGGCGUGGCGAGGCUCGGAUUUUUGGAUAGUGUGCUAUCGAGGCCGUUCCUUCGGGGCUUUAUCAGUGCCAUUGGUGCCGUGAUUGCGGUUGACCAGCUGAUUCCCGAGCUGGGGUUGCAGAAGCUGGCGGAGGAGGCGCGUGUUGGACACGCGAGCAGUGUUGACAAACUGUGGUUUAUCCUCGGGAACUUGGACAAGGCGCACACGCUGACGUUCACUGUGGCUGCUACGAGCUUUGUUGUCAUCAUGGUCUGUCGGGAGAUCAAAAGGAGACUGCAGCCCCGAUAUCCGGGGGUGGCCUACAUUCCAGAUCGGUUCCUGGUGGUGGUUCUGUCGGCCUUUUUGACGUACUAUUUUGAAUGGGACAAGGCCGGUGUUGCUGUCCUGGGCAAGGUCGAGGCAGCAAGUGGGCACUCGUUCACUUUCCGCUGGCCGUUCAAGUGGUCCAACAUGGUGUAUAUCCGCGAAGCCACCAGCACCGCCUUCCUGAUUGCUCUGCUGGGUUUCUUCGAGUCGUCUGUUGCCGCAAAGAGUCUGGGCGGAGCGUCGUUCGCGGAGAUCCAGCUCAGUCCCAAUCGGGAGCUCGUUGCGUUGGGCGUCGCCAAUAUCGUUGGCGGGUGCUUCAUGAGCCUGCCUGGGUUUGGCGGCUAUGGCAGGAGCAAGGUGAACAGGUCGACCGGUGGGAGAACACCCAUGUCGUCCAUCAUUCUGAGCGGCCUGACACUGCUCUGCAUUACCUUUUGCUUGCCCUAUCUCUACUAUCUCCCGAAACCAGUACUUUCAUCCCUGAUCUCGGUCGUUGCGUGGUCACUGAUCGAGGAAUGCCCUCACGACAUCUCCUUCUUUCUCAAGAUCCACGCGUGGAACGAGCUGGGCCUCAUGCUCACCAUCCUCCUGACCACCAUAUUCUUUAGCCUGACGUUCGGCAUGGCCAUUGGCGUCUUCUUGUCACUCCUGCAAGUCAUCCGGCAUGCCACGCGCCCACGCAUCCAGAUCCUCGGUCGCAUUCCGGGCACCAACCGGUUCGAGAACGCCGAGGCCAAUCCGGACAGAUUGGAGUUUAUUGAGGGAUGCCUGAUCGUCAAGAUCCCAGAACCUUUAACUUUUGCCAAUACGGGUGAGCUCAAGACAAGACUGAGGCGGCUGGAGCUGUACGGGACUAGCAUGGCGCAUCCUGCCCUGCCCAGACUGCGCAGGGAAGACUCCAACAGAAAUAUCAUCUUUGACAUUCACGGCGUCACGGGCCUGGAUGGGAGCGGUGCGCAGGUCUUGGAGGAGAUUGUCAGAGACUACCGCCAGAGGGGCGUCAGAAUCUUCUUCAGCCGGGUGCCAUCGCGGGAUUCCAAGGUGGGCAGGACACUGAUUCGUAGCGGGAUUAUGGACCUGGCAGGGGGAGAGGACCACUUUGUGAAUGAUGUGUCCGAGGCACUCAAGUUGAGCGAGGUUGAAGAGGGGGGAGAGGGCCUCGGUGUGUGGGGGGGGGCGAUGCCUGAGGCGUUGAUGCGAGGCAACCACCUACGCAAGCCAGCCAAGAGAGGUAGACAUAUACCCCGCUUCACCGUUUGGUCCCCUGAUUUUUUAUCUUCCCUUUUCCAAUCAACGGAACUGCACCUUCCGCAGCAAUCAUCACCACCGAGAGCCUACCUAGCUAUCUUAUCAUCACUAUCUCCGUCAUUGUCGAUCACCACCGCAAACAGUUUAUCUCCGAGUUUAUCCACUCUCAACAUCAUGUCAACCGCACCAGAAAAAGAAGACAAAAGAGACCCCUCCCGCGUGCUGGGAGCGCUGCUGGGCGUCCACGCAGGUGACAGCCUGGGCGCGACGCUAGAGUUCAUGUCCUGGGAGGAGAUCCAACAAAAGUUCCCCUCCCCUCUGAGAGACAUCAUCGGCGGGGGGCACUUUGGGUGGAAGGCGGGGGAUGCGACGGACGAUACUGACCUUACGAGGGCGGUGCUGCUGGCUUAUUAUGAUGAGGCGAGGAACGACAAAAAAGGGCAGGGAGGGGAGGGGGUGGUGGAAAGGGCGGCGUGGUAUUUUGUUGAUUGGUUUGAGGGUAGGGAUUGGCCGGGGAGGGUGAAGGGGAGGAAGCCGAGGGAUGUUGGGGGGGCCACGGCGCAGGGGAUCAUGGCGUUCAAGGCGUAUGGGGAUGCGAGCAAGUCGGGGGCGGGGGAGGGGAGGGCAGGGAAUGGGAGUCUGAUGAGGUGUGUACCUACUGCCUUGUUUCAACGGGAUGAGGGGAGGAUGGUGGAGGAGAGUAUGGGGAUUUCGGCGGUUACGCAUGAUGACAGUUGCUGUGUUGUUAGCUGUGUGGUGUAUAAUGCUUUGGUGGGGGCUCUGGUUGAAGGGAAGAAUGCGGAAGAGGCGUGGCAGGCCGGCAUGGAGGUGUUGAAGGGUGUUGGGGACAAGGAGAAGAGGGAGGGGAGAGGAGGGGGGCGGGUUGAGAGUGCGGUGGGAAAGGUGCAGAGGGCGAUGGAGGGGGGCCGACAUAGGGUGAAGCUGGAUGAUUUCGCACUCCACGGACCGAGGAGCGCAAGGAACUUUCGAGAGGAGCUCCCGCGGGGAGCCUCGGGCUAUGUGCUCGAGUCCCUCAAGCUUGCUGUGGCCGCCAUGUUUGACCCGAGGUCGUUGGAAGACAUUCUCGUCGAUGUUGUGAGAGUAGGACGGGAUACGGAUACCAACGGCGCCAUUGCGGGAGGUCUCCUGGGGGCCCGGGACGGGGCCGAGGCGAUACCACUGCGCUGGCGAGAGAAGCUGCAACAUGGCAGGGAGUUUGCAGAAAUUGCGGAGUACCUGCUGUCCUCGUCGUAG
Molecule: messenger RNA, 3684 nt
Organism: Podospora anserina S mat+
Lineage: Eukaryota; Fungi; Ascomycota; Sordariomycetes; Sordariales; Podosporaceae
Exons: 3
Coding region: 1-3684 (1227 amino acids)
Biological process (GO): transmembrane transport
Cellular component (GO): membrane
Molecular function (GO): sulfate transmembrane transporter activity
Source: RefSeq, a predicted model, not a curated record